This is a messenger RNA of Lasiosphaeria miniovina, 1155 nucleotides long. RefSeq lists its product as uncharacterized. The coding region runs from base 1 to 1155 and encodes 384 amino acids. The transcript has a single exon. The record is from RefSeq and is a predicted model, not a curated record. NCBI's taxonomy places the organism in Eukaryota, Fungi, Ascomycota, Sordariomycetes, Sordariales, Lasiosphaeriaceae.
AUGUCACGCAGAUGGGCGACAUUGCGCCGCCAGGCGUCAGACCUCGACGACCAAGUCGCGCUGGCAAAGUGUCUUUGGCCGCAGCUGCCCGAGACAGACUUUGAGCCGGGCCAGUACCGGCACGUCCUCGAGCACCUGCGCGACGGCAUAGCCGAUCUCGAAACGCGGGCGUCGCUGGAGCCCAAGCGGGCGCGGCAGGCCAUUGUCGCCGUGGCGGGGCUCAAAGACGCGCGGAGGAGCGACGUCGAGGCGGCCGUCAAAAGCCACUAUGCGGCGCCGCCGUCCGACUCCACCGCCGCGCAAGCCGUCGAGACCAUCCUGCGGCUGUGGACCAUGCUCGACGUGCAGCUGCAGCGGCCGCGCCACCGCAGCCCGCCCGACGCGCUGAUCUGGGACGACGACGCCGCGCCCCUGACCGCCGUCAUCAAGCAGCACUUUGACAACCGCCGGCCCGCGGCACCUAACAAGAACACCACCACCGCUGCCGAGCCAGACGGCGACGACGAACCCAUCGACGCGGCGCUGACGGCGGCGUACCUAGCCGCACACCACGGGAUCCACGUGUUGUGGACGAGCAACCUGGGCGAGCACCUGGUGCUGAACGGGCGGGUGCUCAAGGUGUUCAAGCACAAGCUGUGGGCGUGGAACAGCCUGAGGUACCAGCAUCAAGCUCAGAACGGUAACAACAGCAGCUCGCCCAUCCCGGCCGACGUGCUCGAGGAGCUGGUCGACACGUGGAACCUGCUGUUCCCGGCGUUCGACGAGGCCACGCGCGGGCUGCUGCGCACGGCCGGCAUGGUUGCGCCCUUCUACGGGCUGGGGUACUGCGGGCGGGGGCGGACGCUGGCGCUGGCGCGGUACGGGGUCUGGGGCGGCGAGGUGGCGCGGCUGGCGCGGGUGCUGGACGAGCCGCAGCGCGGGCUGCAGCAGUUCCUGCGGCCAGACCGCAAGAAGCGCAACGCGCUCGAGCUGGCCGCCUUCUGGCUGGCCGGCGUCGUCGUGCUGGUGCUGACGUUCGUCGGCUGCGUCUGCGGCGUGCUGUCGCUCAAGUACGCCGUCGAGCAGACAGACCUGUCCCGCAGGCAGCUUGACCUCGCUCUCGCCACCACGUGUGCCGACCCGGUCAUGGCCGCGCGCCUUCCGGGGUUCUGUUGA